AUGUCUCAAGACAGUAAGAGGCCUCUAAAGGCAAUGUUAUCAAAGGUGGCGACAAAAAUUCGGGAUCUGGGGAAAAAAGGAGGGAAAGAUGGUUCGGGCAAGCAUUCGGGGCCUCGCAGGUCCGUGGACUCGUUGUUAGAAGAAGAUAAAAGGAAUACUUUUGCAAGUGCGCGGCGGCUCCGCAAAGCGGCUAUGACUCGAGAGUUUUCUAGCGCAUCUGGUUUACGGCGGUCCUGGCUAUUUGAUAGGCGAACAGUGGCCGACCUUACAGAUUGCGCUUGCACACAGAACGAAAGUUCUAGGCCUUCGAUCGGUGCCCUAUUCUUCACGCUACCUAUAGAAUUGCAAUUAGAAAUUGUCACUAAGUUGAUAUAUUCCGACAUCAUAUCGCUCCGCAAAACCUCUCGCGCCUUCAAUUCUCUCAUUGUCACCCAUGAGCAUGAAAUCGCCAGAAGACAGAUCAAAAUCUUUGUCGAGCCGAGAUACGUUGCUCUCUACCCACCAAACCUCCCGAACAAGCCCACAUUCGAAUAUCUCUCGAAGUUGGCUACUAAAAGCAUAGCGGCGUCGGAGCUUGCAAAGGCAUUAGCGACACAGCUAUACAAUGACUUCCACGACAAAUACUUCGACUUUCAUCCACAGAGUGACAAAGCCUUGGUUAUAAGGUAUAUAACUGAGAGGUUGCGAUUUUCUCUGAUGAUAAUCCAGCACUUUCUUGAGCAGUUUGCCGAGCGCAAAUUAUGGCGUGACCGGGUGAACGGAUAUGCCUCUCGGGCGGACGAUAUUCAAUUGCAAGAGGCGAUACUGGAAAAAUACUACACUGUUGAUCAGGUCGCUGAAGCAUCUGACUUCUACAGACUUACUCUCUACUUACUAUGGCAGAAUGUAGCGAUGCCGGGAGACCACGAGAAGAUCAAACGUAUUUGGGCAAUAGUUACGGAUACCUUACCGGCGGUGCAAGAUCUCACUAAAUUCAUGAUCGUUGGCGGAAUCCCGGAGCUUCGAAACGUAUACCGCAAGCCAAAGCCAUCUUUAAGGAGGAAGGCAAUGUCGAGGUUCUCGGCGAUGUAUAAGCAUGAACAGGCGAGAUCCUCGAAAAUGGGAACAACCCGGCUACCCAGAAUAUACCACCCAUCGGAGAAUAUCAAAAGAUACUCUACACUCGUAAUUUCGCCAAACAUAUUUCAUUUGUGGAUCCACCCGGCCCAAAACGUCAUGUUCAGAAGGGAGGUCAUAUCUGGAUUGAAUCAAUUCCGGUGUAUCGAUGAGAUCGUCGAGCACUUGUUGGACGGCUGGGAAGACUGGGCGUAUCCCAUGGAUCUCCAGGUUUCCUAUGACAGUGAAGAAGAAGACGACGACGGUGAUACCCAAGUCAGGCACAGUUGCGGGGUAUCAACAGCGGUAGCGGCAUCCUGA
This is a messenger RNA of Orbilia oligospora ATCC 24927, 1416 nucleotides long. RefSeq lists its product as uncharacterized. The record is from RefSeq and is a predicted model, not a curated record. Bases 1 to 1416 code for a protein of 471 amino acids. Gene Ontology annotation, molecular function: protein binding. Lineage: Eukaryota; Fungi; Ascomycota; Orbiliomycetes; Orbiliales; Orbiliaceae. The transcript has 2 exons.